AACUUAAGCUUGUUUUUCAUUUUUCACAGAUCGAUCCUAUUUGAUUGAUGCUUUCGAAGGCACAUUGACGAGUAAAAAUCAAACAUUGAGGGAGCUAUUCUUCUUUGGAAUUCGCAAUUACCGCCAAAUCUUCAGGUCGGCGGGGAGCGGGAAUUGCUGAAAUUCAGUUCAUGAUUUGAUGAGAGAAAGAGAGAUGGGAACUAAAGAAACUUGUAGGAUUGAACUUCGAACUGCAUAUCGUCAGCUUUCUGAUCGUUGCCUUUACUCCGCCUCCAAAUGGGCUGCGGAGCAGUUAGUAGGGAUUGAACAAGAUCCAGCAAAGGCUACACCUUCACACACUCGAUUCCAACGAGGGAGUUCCAGCAUUCGGAGACGAUUCAGAACCAGCGAUGUAAUUUCCACCCCAUUCGCGGGAGUAUCUUAUAUUUCCACUCCUGCCCUAGAGGAAGAUCAUGAGUUUAUCGACAAUGAUUUUUACCUUCUGUCAAAAUCAUACUUUGAUUGUCGAGAAUACAGACGAGCUGCUCAUGUUCUUCAGAAUCAAACCAGCAAGAAAGCUGUGUUCUUGCGUUGUUAUGCCCUCUACUUGGCUGGAGAAAAGAGAAAAGAAGAAGAAACAAUAGAACUUGAAGGACCAUUAGGAAAGAGUGAAGCUGUGAACCGUGAAUUGGUUUCCAUCGAGAGCGAGCUAUCAUCUCUCCGCAAUAACGGUUCAAUCGAUCCUUUCGGGCUGUACUUAUACGGUCUUGUUCUGAAAGAGAAAGGUAGUGAAGUUCUUGCUCGCACAGUCCUUGUUGAAUCCGUAAACACCUAUCCUUGGAAUUGGAGUGCUUGGUUAGAACUCCAAUCCUUGUGCAAUAGUAUCGAAAUCCUACACAGCCUCAAUUUGAAUAACAACUGGAUGAAAGAUUUCUUUCUCGCCAGCACUUACCAAGAACUCCGUAUGCACAACGAAUCCUUAGCAAAGCUCGAGCAAAUCCAGGGAACGUUCGGUCUCAGUAACUACAUUCAAGCCCAAAUCGCGAAAGCCCAAUAUUCUCUACGUGAAUUCGAACAAGUCGAGGUCAUAUUCGAAGAACUUCUGAGAAACGACCCGUACAGAGUAGACGAUAUGGAUAUGUAUUCAAACGUACUCUAUGCAAAAGAAUGCUCAUCCGCCCUAAGUUAUCUCGCGCACAGGGUGAUCUUAACCGACAAAUAUAAACCGGAGUCUUGUUGCAUUGUCGGAAAUUAUUACAGCUUGAAAGGUCAACAUGAGAAAUCAGUUAUGUAUUUCAGGAGAGCUCUUAAACUAAAUAAGAAAUUCUUGACAGCUUGGACUUUAAUGGGUCACGAGUAUUUAGAGAUGAAGAAUACUCCAGCAGCAGUAGAUGCCUAUAGAAGAGCUGUGGAUAUUAACAGUUGCGAUUAUCGAGCUUGGUAUGGCUUAGGUCAGGCUUAUGAGAUGAUGGGUAUGCCUUUAUACGCUCUUCAUUACUUUAAGAAGUCGGUUUUUUUGCAACCUAGUGAUUCACGUUUGUGGAUUGCUAUGGCUCAGUGUUAUGAAACCGAUCAGCUUAAUAUGUUGGAGGAGGCGAUUAAAUGUUAUAGAAGAGCUGCAAAUUGUAACGACAGGGAAGCGAUCGCGUUAGCGCAACUGGCAAAGCUGCACGAUCAGCUUGGACAUGAGGAAGAGGCGGCCUUCUUUUAUAAGAAGGAUUUGGAGAGAAUGGAAGCAGAAGAAAGGGAAGGUCCCAAUAUGGUUCAAGCUCUGAUCUUUCUUGCUACUUAUUGUAAGUCUCGAAAGAGAUUUGAAGAAUGCGAGGUUUAUUGUACUCGUUUACUUGAUUACAAUGGCCCGGAAAAGGAAACCGCGAAGAGCUUGCUUCGAGCUAUUAGGGUAUCGCAACAAGCGGGGUUUCCUCCCUCGGAUGAUGAUGAACAUUUUCCUCUCUAAUAAUAUAGAGGUAAAGUAAAAGAUUGCAGUUGUUUCUUAGAAAUUCACAAAAUAUUAGAGUUCUUUCAGGUUUGUAUUAUUUUCAAAUUUGAGGUUUUUAGUAUGUUAGCAAUAAUUAAAAAAAAAUGUUACUAGGAAACUGUGUGUGAAGGUAUAGAUAGCAUUUGUUGGUUUUGCAUUGUUGCAGAUUAUUUGAAAACAACUUUAAUUUAUUGAAAAUUGAGAUUAUUUGGAUAAAAGAGGUGGAUA
Impatiens glandulifera is the source of this 2185-nucleotide messenger RNA. Its product is annotated as anaphase-promoting complex subunit 8-like. The transcript is spliced from 5 exons. Gene Ontology annotation, molecular function: protein binding. Gene Ontology annotation, biological process: cell division. The record is from RefSeq and is a predicted model, not a curated record. NCBI's taxonomy places the organism in Eukaryota, Viridiplantae, Streptophyta, Magnoliopsida, Ericales, Balsaminaceae. Gene Ontology annotation, cellular component: anaphase-promoting complex. The coding region runs from base 179 to 1936 and encodes 585 amino acids.